Molecule: messenger RNA, 5044 nt
Organism: Amoebophrya sp. A25
Lineage: Eukaryota; Dinophyceae; Syndiniales; Amoebophryaceae
Source: the annotation of a GenBank genome assembly
AGAAAAUAUUCAAAAAGGACAGAGAGACGCAAUGAUGGCUGGAGUCAUUGAAACUACACGCUUACGCAGGUGAAGAGCGCACGUACAGUCAAUAUGGGCAAGGUGCAUGAGCAACACUAUGAUCAUCUCAGGCGCAUGGAGUAAAAUUAGAAGCACCCAAAAAUCAUCCUAUUAGGCGGCACCAAUUUUUUUCUUCACCACAAAUUUCUAGUGGUUCUUUACGAAAUCUACAGAGGAGGUGGUCUCGUUGUUUCUAAUCCAUUAAAUGGACAUAUGCUGAGAAGUUGUACCUAUUGAGCUUUUUCUACACGAAAUAUUUGUGAAUACAGUUCCAACAAAUUUCCAAGAAAGACUACUGAUAUAUAAUCUAAAAAUGAGGCGACGAAGGAGCCAAACGCAAUCUGCUCAACAUCGUCAAGCGAUGAGAAACCGACCAGAUGUCUCACUGAACAAGUUGGGCCGAUUAGGCCUAGGCCUUCAACUGCUUUCCUCUUUCAAUUACGGCUUCAGGUAAUCCAUCUCCAGAAGCAUCUUGGGACCCUCCUCUAAUGGAAAAGGAAGCCCAGGGUGACUUUUAAGAUGGAGGCCUGGAAGGUCUAACUCAACAACCUAUCCGUCCAAGGCCACAAGCUUGCGCACAAUAGUCCAGUCGCAGCACAGUCGCAGCAUCGCGGCGCUACUAGCGGAAGCGCGACCUCAUCAAAGCUGCCAACAACAUCGGAAAUCAAGAGCGCCACGAAGAAAAACAUCCAAAGCAAAAAGUUGAAAUCAAAAGCAACGUCGUUGGCGUUUAGCGCUGCUGGUAGCCGUCCUUCCUCUCCAUCGGGUUCCUCUUCAUCAGGUUCAGGAAGUGGCUUUCUCCCACCUAGGGGGCACGAUUUUCUUGAACACAGUUCGCAAAAUAGCAACUCAAAAGCUUCUAAAAGUAGUGGUAGCACAACUUCAACCUCAUCGUCCAGUAAAAAGAUCACUUCUUCUAGAAGUACUAGUAGUAGUACCAAGAGCAGUAUUUUUAGUAAAGCAGCAGGAACAAGUCCUGCUGCUUUAUUUACCUCAUCUUCCGACGAGGAAUCGAGAAAAAGUUCUUGGUCCCCGUUUAUGCCUAGAGGGCGAAAAAGGGAAGUCGUCACGAAAGCAGUCCGUCGUAGCAGCAAGAUUCUAGUUCCAAGUCUCAUAGAAGACAAGUUAUGGCCGCUCGUUGAAAAUCAUCAUCAAUUCAAAAAGGUGACUAUCAUCAGACUCGGCCGUCAAGGCAUGUCUGACCAGUCCAUGUAACUACUAUCUGACCAGAACAUGUAAAAACUAAGACUAACAGUCUGACCCUUCUAGGUCUAACCAAAGCUGGAUUUAGCCCUUUGCCUUCCCUCGCCGACAGUUUUAGGAAGGAGCCGUCAAUAACUGUGGAAAGCACAGCUGCUCGUAGUAUCGGACUACCUCAUCGAGCUGCAACAAUCGUAGAGCGUAGUGGCACUACCGUUGUAGCAAACAAAAAAGGCGAUGCAAGAACUUCAAAAUCCAAGAUCCAACUAGAUGGACAUGGAGGUGGUUUGAUUGAGAAGCAUUCCUCAAUGUCGACAGCGGAACAAGGGUCGCAGCAGGCAGAAAUACACGCGCAGGAGGAAAUGGACGAUGCUGGUCAUCGCACAAUCAACGUUUCUUCGCCUAGUUUUGUGAACAAACGUAGAACGAAUCUCGAAAAGAUGGAAACGCAGAAGAAGGUGGGAAAGAAGGCGGAUGGUACUGUUGUGAAGUUUUAGAUGCAUACUAGUGCUGUCUUUGAGUAAAAGAAAAAUAUUGACAUGUUGAAAAGCAAAAGAAAGUUUCAUCUUCUUCAUUCAGUAUUGAUUCCUGAUGAAAAAGGCUUCCCUGCUGCUACUUCAUUUUCAGUAUUGAUUCCUGAUUAAAAAGGCUUCCCUGCCGCUACUUCAUUUUCAGUAUUGAUUCCUGAUGAAAAUGGCUUCCCUAUUGCUUGCUGCUACUUCAUUCUGGGUCUCAUUCACAGGUGACGCCGCUGCCCAGGAAGAUCUAGAUGGUGAUGCGGACUUGAGUCUUCGUAUGCGCAACGGGCGUGUGUGUACUGCCUUUUCUCAAUUUGGCCGUCGUGGCCCAUGCGCUGAGAACAGUUUUCAUGGUCCAAGCCGGGGAGACCUCGGGACGAUGGAUAAUGUUACGGUACUAUUUUUAGUGGUUUGGAGGAGAUCUAGGGACGAUGGAUAAUGUUACGGUACUAUCAGUGGUUUUUUUGAUUUUGGGUAAUAUAGUAACAAGCAGGUCUCCAAAUACCAAUGUGAAGAGGAUUGCCUUGCAGCUGGUGACUGUAACGCUUUUGCUUUGGAUUUGCGAGCUUACCACCAUGAUGGCACCAUCAUGAACCAGAAUGCUAUGUGCUGCACGUUAUACUCAAACUGCACAGCGGGCGCGGAUGAUGCUGGAGCAUACAACAACUCGCAUGCGUUCUUCAAUUUGUUGGGUACUGAAGCUAUAUUUGGAAUGUGAAUGUGAUAGAUCUCAUGAUCAUUUUGUUACUCAAGUCACCUCCUCGGUUGUUCUUGUUGACCUUACCUAGGUCACCCAUCAUCCUCGGAGGCGAGCAUGUGCCUGUGGAGCUCGCUGAGAAGGAUCCACAACCUAACCUAACCUUACUAGGAUGUACAUGGGACCACAACUACGAAGAAGAUACAUUUGAUUUCUUAUGGACGAAUAGGUGUUCGCCUCAAGAACGCGACGUUCCGUGACGAUCCAGCUGGGUCAGUUUCAGCUUCGGGAGGAAAUGCUGAUGAUGCCAAGGAAUUGGCGAGAAUGCCAGGAACAGUUGCAUGGAAACAUGAUACUGGUACUUUUUUUUUCACUUAGUUGCAUGGAAACAACAGGAACAAUCGACAGACCACCAACAAUCCAACAACAAGCUAGACUAGCGGGUAGAACUCGUCUGGGAAAUCUUAGGCAGCUCGCCGAAUAGAUUCAAUUCAUCAGUUGCAUGGAAACAAGAUACGGGUAGAGUGAAUUCUUUCUCUCUUCAUAGUUGCAUGGAAACACUGGUGGUUUUAGUGUUCGGCGCGAUCGCAUCGCCCUACUCGGUAGCACAAGUUGACCUGUAAUUUAACCUUCGUGUGCACAAUAAGUGAUUCAUGAAAUUCUAGAUGGUGAAAUCAAGUUAAACGGAACAUUUUCCCAACCACCUCUUCUUUAUUCUAGAUGGUGAAAUCCAGUUACACUCAACAUUUUCCCUCCCACCUCUUCCUUUCAGCUGUCUACCAAGGGGCCACCAGUUCGUUCAAUUCGACACCGUAUUGGCGCCAGAUGUUUACUGUGCCUAAAUACCAAGUUAUUCGUCGCAUCCGAUUGUAUAACUUGAAUGCCACCGACUUGGCUUCGUUUGGCGACUUCUUGGAUUCCGAUGGUGUGGAGCUUAUUCUUCUCACUGGUCCUGACGAAUCUGACGGUGCGCCCAAGGAAGAAGUCGUGUGGCCAGUGGUGGGCCGCAGAGCUGGUGGCGUCUCCGCCAACGGAACCGAUAUUCUACUCCAGCCAGCGAGACAAGCACGGGGACUCGAGUUGCGAGCCAAGACGUCGAAAUUGGCUCUCGGUGGUGUGGCGGUGGAUGUGGUAUUUAUCCAUUUCGGGAGUUAUCUUUUGUUCUUGUUGCCCUAGUGGUUUUUUUUACAACUUAAAGCAACUAUAACCGGCUAGUUUGCCCUCAUUAUUUUCAUUCUAGGUUAGUCCCUCCAAUCAAUGAAACAGUCAAUCGAAUCAAGAACGAUUAUAUAGAUGUCCUUUCAAUGUCAUCUAAGGUUCACCCCACUGAUCGCAUUCUACAACCUACAAGUACUUCUUCUUCAGCAGAACGAUAUGUCCUUUCAAUGUCGUGUUUUCCUCUUACCAAUAUGCACUUCCUCUUCAACAAUAUUUAACAACACAAAAAAAAACCACCCAAGUACUUAGGUAAACAUCGACGGCGUCUCCUUAUCUGCUCGAGAAGAGUUUGAGCGGGUUGGACGCGGACUUCAGAGCGGACACUACGAGAACCUUCAGCAAGAGGUGUCCUCGUUGAUCACGCGCAUGCACACUUUUUACAAGGGAAUGCUGGGAAGGUAAGAGUAGGUAUGAGGUUAUGAGUUUCCUUAUAUACUAGGAGACUAGUUGUACUAUAAGUUGAUGGUCAAUGAAGAUUUUUAUGGAGACACUAGUUGUAUAAGUUGAUUGUCAAUGAAGAUUUUUAUGGAGACGCAUCUAUCACUAGAAGCUUAAACUACAAAUUUGAAGAAAAUGAAAAUAUUGAUGACCACCAUUCAGAGUAACGAAAAAGCAAAGACUGAGAAUCAACGAACAAUAUCAAUAGGAAAUUCCAUCUUCUAGCAAUCGAUUUAUCAGUUUCGGUUUCUCUUUCACCUCAAUGAUAAUCACUAUUUUACUUCAUCAACACUGAAAAAUAAACCAUGAACAAUGAUGCCCACACCCUAACCAAGGGUCCACCUAACCAAGAGCGACCAGAAAUGUCAGCUCAGAUCGUGUCUUGAAAAUGGACUCUUCUACCAUUGUACAGGAAAGAUGAUGAUAUGACACGAAUAGUAGAUUCGAGGUAGAUGAGAAGUUCAGUUAUUUUGAAGAAUAUGCAAAUUGAAAUUUUCAGUACUACAAGUUUCACUAUUAAACAGGAAUUUAUCUUCAGUAGAUAUUAAUAUAAACAAAAAACUACUCUUUCUUCAUCAUAUCAAGAAAAUGUUCUGUGUCCACCUACUAUCAUCUUGUACAGAAUGACUACAUGAGAAUUGAUGACCUAAAGGACACAACAGCACAAUUAUAGCCCUAAAGAAUCGACCUAGCAUGGAGGAAUGUGGAAAUACGGAGGCCGCAAUUUUCCGGAUCUGUCUAUCUUUCUUUGACGAAAGAACCACAUAAUCCUCCGAAGAAUUAGAUGCGAUGUACAAACUUCAUCUGUACCACACAGUUAUAAUCGUCAACGAAGUACUGUCAGGUGCUCUACCUGUACUCCACACCACGCAUGAUUUCAGCGAUGAAACUACUUUUGUGGUAGCACCACAGG